AUGGAAUCAGAAAAAGCAGACAUCGACUCAAUUGUUGAUCGAUUGCUUGAAGUUAGAGGUUCGAGACCUGGAAAACAAGUCACUCUUACGGAAUAUGAAAUUCGUUAUUUGUGUACUAAGGCAAGAGAAAUCUUUAUUCAACAACCCAUUUUAUUGGAGUUAGAAGCUCCUAUUAAAAUUUGUGGUGAUAUCCAUGGUCAAUAUUAUGAUUUGUUGCGAUUAUUUGAAUAUGGUGGAUUUCCUCCAGAGGCAAACUAUUUGUUUCUUGGUGAUUACGUUGAUAGAGGUAAACAAAGUUUGGAAACUAUUUGCUUACUUUUGGCUUAUAAGAUUAAGUAUCCAGAAAAUUUCUUCAUCUUAAGAGGUAAUCAUGAAUGUGCUUCUAUUAAUCGUAUUUAUGGUUUCUAUGAUGAAUGUAAGCGAAGAUAUAACAUUAAGUUAUGGAAAACUUUUACCGAUUGUUUCAACUGUUUGCCUAUAGCUGCUAUCAUUGAUGAAAAGAUCUUUACUAUGCACGGUGGUUUACUGCCUGAUUUGAAUACAAUGGAACAAAUUAGAAGAGUCAUGAGACCAACAGAUAUACCUGAUGUGGGAUUGCUUUGCGAUUUACUUUGGUCAGAUCCCGAUAAGGAUAUUACUGGAUGGUCGGAAAACGACAGAGGGGUAUCAUUCACCUUUGGACCCGAUGUGGUUUCUCGUUUCCUUCAGAAGCAUGAUAUGGACUUGAUUUGUCGAGCACAUCAAGUUGUUGAAGAUGGUUACGAAUUCUUCUCCAAGAGACAGUUGGUUACAUUGUUCCUGGCUCCUAAUUAUUGUGGAGAAUUUGACAAUGCUGGAGCCAUGAUGUCCGUUGAUGAAUCACUUCUUUGCUCAUUCCAAAUCUUAAAGCCAGCUGAUAAGAAACCUAGGUAUCCUGGAACAAACUCCGGAUCUAGCGUAUCAGGUUCCGGUAGCACGGCUGCUUCAUCCGCGUCAAACUCAAGACCAGUGACACCUCCAAGAAAGCAAAAGAGAGCAUCAAAGUAA
Lizanozyma spartinae is the source of this 1026-nucleotide messenger RNA. It is a transcript of the gene GLC7, whose product is annotated as type 1 serine/threonine-protein phosphatase catalytic subunit. The record is from RefSeq and is a predicted model, not a curated record. Bases 1 to 1026 code for a protein of 341 amino acids. The transcript has a single exon. Gene Ontology annotation, molecular function: protein serine/threonine phosphatase activity. Gene Ontology annotation, cellular component: nucleus; cytoplasm. NCBI's taxonomy places the organism in Eukaryota, Fungi, Ascomycota, Pichiomycetes, Serinales, Debaryomycetaceae.